Messenger RNA from Glycine soja, 423 nucleotides. RefSeq names its product homeobox protein knotted-1-like 7. The record is from RefSeq and is a predicted model, not a curated record. Lineage: Eukaryota; Viridiplantae; Streptophyta; Magnoliopsida; Fabales; Fabaceae. Gene Ontology annotation, cellular component: nucleus. The coding region runs from base 1 to 393 and encodes 130 amino acids. Gene Ontology annotation, molecular function: DNA binding. The transcript has 3 exons.
AUGGAAGCUAGACAAAUUGGAGAAAAUGGAUCAGGGAGAAAGGGGGUCGAGGAAAGUGAUGUAGAGAUCAAAGAAAAUGAAGAGGUUUUAAAGAAGAUUAUUGCAAGUCAUCCUUUGUAUGAAGUUUUGAUUCAAUCCCACAUCAACUGCUUGAAGGUGGGAUUAAGCGAAGCUGGAGAGUUUGAUGCAACAAGUGAGGCAUGGAACAAGCUGGUUAACUCGAAGUCCAAAGCAACUCCAAGUCCAAACACUUCAGAGUUAGAUCACUUCAUGGAAGCGUAUUGCAUGGCACUGAGCAAGCUGAGGGAAGCGAUAGAGGAACCAACAAAAGAAACCAAUGCUUUCAUCAGAGCUACGUAUCUUCAACUAAAGGAACUCAAUGAACUGAAUUGACCCAUAAGCAGCUCGAGUCUCGAUGAUGCU